CCAGGAGGAAAUUUGCACUGGACUGCUGGUGACUUGGUGAAACCAGGAGGAAAUUUGCACUGGACUGCUGGUGACUUGGUGAAACCAGGAGGAAAUUUGUACUGGACUGCUGGUGACUUGCUGGGACCAGGAGGAAAUUUGUACUGGACUGCUGGUGACUUGCUGGGACCAGGGGGAACGUUAUACUGAACUGCAACUUUGUUAGAAGCAAAUCUGCAUCAGAAAGAAGGAAAUUGCUGGUGGCCAGAGGCCUUGCAGUGGGUGGGGAGACUUCUAUCAAACCUGGGAAAUUGGGACAUUUCCCCUGACUUUGAUCAAAGAGCGGAGAUUUACAGUGAGGUGCU
Molecule: messenger RNA, 344 nt
Organism: Staurois parvus
Lineage: Eukaryota; Metazoa; Chordata; Amphibia; Anura; Ranidae
Source: the annotation of a GenBank genome assembly